AUGUCCAACCCGGCAGAGCCUGUUACCCAGGAAGCCACUGCGCCUGCAGAUUCUACGUUUGCUCCUGCGCCUGCUACCACGAUGGCCGAUGCUGCUAGUCUCGACGUCCCUAUGGCUGAUGCUGGCGAACCUGCUUCAUCCCCCGUCCCGAUCCCGCAGGCCGCCCCGAGCGCCCCCAGUCCUGCUCCUGGCCGAACCGGUACUCCCAACCGCAAUGUCAAUGGUGAGGCUAGCUCUCGUGCUGGCUCAGUUCAUCCCGACACCAAUGCGACGAACUUCCCCAACCGCGCGGUAGAGCACGGCGACAAUGCCCGCAUGUACAUCAACAACCACGUCACCGCUGCUCUGCUCGAGGGCAUGAAGAUUAUCAGCAAGAACCAGCCUGCUAAUCCUCUUCACGUCUUGGGCAACUUCCUUCUCGAGGAGUCCCGUCGUAGAAACGAGCCUUCUGCCUGA
Molecule: messenger RNA, 456 nt
Organism: Colletotrichum abscissum
Lineage: Eukaryota; Fungi; Ascomycota; Sordariomycetes; Glomerellales; Glomerellaceae
Product: dpy-30 domain-containing protein
Exons: 3
Coding region: 1-456 (151 amino acids)
Source: RefSeq, a predicted model, not a curated record